AAAAAUGGUCCUAUAUUUUUAUGUUGAUGCAGAAAUGAUUUCUUGUUUCAAUGAAUCCACUGAAAUUGGCAAUUUUGAUGAAUUUCUUACAAAAUAUAACACUUCUUUGAUGGAACUCGGUGAUCAACUAAAAUAUGUAUUUUUUCCAGCAAGCACUGCCUGUAAGCACUACUGUACAUACUUCAAUCAAUUUUUAAAGUGCUUUCCUGUUCGCAAUCGUCAACGCUUGCUUUCUGAACGGGAUGUUGGUUUUGAAAACGAGAAAGUUGUGUUUCUUUUUCAAUCCGAUUUCAGACAUGCAAUUGAUAUGAAAAACUGGAAUAAUUUUUAUUUCAAAUACCGAGAUAUUGCUGAUUUGGUGAUAACAAAAGCAAGAAAACAAGGGAAAGUUGAUGUUCAAAUUGUUUCUAACAACGGAAAAGUGUUUCCGAAUUUCAAAGAAAGGGAUAUUCAUAGUUCAAAAGAAGAGUAUAAGCAAAAGCACAUGAAUUCGCCCAUAAGCCAAUCAAAAAAUCAGGGCACUAUGUUGAAGAAUCGCCCACCCAGAUUAGUCAGAACUCAUCAAAGUGACUUGGCAAACAUCGACACUUCUCAUUCACGAAACCCGGCUGAAACCAAGAACGAAAACACUUCAUCUCGCACAAAUUCAGCGACUUCAUCACGAAAAGAUUAUCUAAACACUUCCAUUCCUUCUGCGAACGUUACGUGUACUGAAAAAUACAGAAGUUCAGAAUUUGGAUCAGCCAAAAGCAGUGUACCCCGAGUGACCUGCAAUUCAACUAAAUUGGAAACUGCUCAAGCGACUCAUGAAAAUAUUGUAUUGGAUCCUAAGAAGUGCACUCAAAAUACAUUACGAUCAGAUAGUUAUCAAGAUACCGAAAAGAAGAUAAUCUUGCCAAGGAAUACUUCAAAUUCCCAUCACGAAAUCUGUAAUGAUGUACAAUCAUAUCCAGGAAAACAUUAUGACAAAAACACAUCUAGUAAUUUUGUUUUCAAUUUUGAAAUCGAUGAGCAUCCCGUUCCAAUUACACCUACUUCACCGAAGCAAAACUAUGAAAAAACAUACAAAGACGGAGAUAGUAAUCAAACAGGUGGCAUUUGCGAAAUUGAGCAUUCAGAAAACGUUGUUGAAUCGUUCGAGGUUUUGGAGAACAAUAAGAAAACUGAAUAUUUUUUUAAUGUGAUCAAUGAAUUGCGAUGUGACUUACAACCAGAAGAUGUUCCUUGUUAUAGAUCAAGAUCUAAAGAACAUAUUACAAAUGGAAUGGCAGAUUUCAAGAAUGAUAUGUAUAGUUUGAAGCGAGAAACUGAGGAGAGGGUCGAAGAUGUUGAAAAAAGUGAACAACAAAUUCGUAUAAAUGGAAAAGGACGUUUAUCAUCAAUACAACAUGAUACUGAAGAAAUUGAUGAUAGUACCUUUAAGAAAAAGCUUCAAGAGCAGAGUGAGCGCAACAAAAUUGAGUUAGAAAAGAAGAAACAAGAAAGAAUGAACAAGAAACGAAAAUUCGAAGAUGAGAUCAGAAAAUUGAAAAAUGAAUUGAUAGAACGAUUCAAUAUGAUAAUGAGUUGCAUUGCACUCAAACGCAAGUUCGAUAUUCAAGAGGAUUAUUGGAAGGAUUGGAUUCAUGGAUGCAGGCAAAAUAUCAGUAAACUUCUAAAUCAUUGUCAUCAAUUUGUGUAUGAUGUUAACAGUCACAGCUACGGAUUACGAGAGAGUAAAAACGUGGAUUUUAACGAGCUCGAGCUGGAAAUAACGAAUCUUCUUGGGUUUACAAUGAUGACAUACAACGCAAUGGAAGACAGUUUUGCAAAGCUCAAAGAGCUUGAGCGCAUGUUUCCAGACGCCUCAUUUGUUCGAGUAUUUCAGAAAUGCAUUGCUGACACUGCAAAAAUCAUAUUGGAAAUUUAUGAUUCUUUCGGCGUACUUUCACUCAACCCAAAUGAAAGCAACUAUCAAAUCCUCCAAGACAAGCUGCAAUUUUUACAACCUUCAACGAUUCACUCUACUUCAGAUUUGCACAGAAUUUGCAACGAACAUGAGUUCUCCCCAGUUUAUCAAAACAUUGAAUUUCCCUCAAUCUCCAAUAGCUCGCCUGUAUAUGUUUCUGAGAUUUCAGAAUAAACACAGUUUGAUUUUGUGAA
This is a messenger RNA of Caenorhabditis elegans, 2142 nucleotides long. Its product is annotated as ULP_PROTEASE domain-containing protein. NCBI's taxonomy places the organism in Eukaryota, Metazoa, Nematoda, Chromadorea, Rhabditida, Rhabditidae. The coding region runs from base 5 to 2122 and encodes 705 amino acids. The transcript has 13 exons. The record is from RefSeq and is marked reviewed.